CGCGGAGGCAGGCCGGCGGCAAGAUCCAUCUGCUGGCUCCCUUGCUGGUUCUCUGAGCUCAGAGGAAGCCAAGCCGGGAAAGCCCCAGCAAGCCGCCCUCCAAGAUGAAGAAGCUCCAGGGAGCUCACCUCCGAAAGCCCAUCACCCCAGACCUGCUGAUGACCCCAAGUGACCAGGGUGAUGUCGACCUGGACGUGGACUUUGCUGCAGACAGGGGGAACUGGACAGGCAAGCUGGACUUCCUGCUCUCCUGCAUCGGUUACUGUGUGGGCCUGGGGAACGUCUGGCGUUUCCCCUACAGAGCCUACACCAACGGAGGAGGUGCCUUCCUCGUCCCCUACUUCCUCAUGCUGGCCAUCUGCGGCAUACCCCUGUUCUUCCUUGAGCUCUCCUUGGGCCAGUUCUCCAGCUUGGGGCCUCUAGCUGUCUGGAAGAUCAGCCCCCUCUUCAAAGGUGCCGGCGCGGCCAUGCUGCUCAUCGUGGGCCUGGUGGCCAUCUACUACAACAUGAUCAUCGCCUAUGUCCUCUUCUACCUCUUCGCCUCCCUCACCAGCAACCUUCCCUGGGAGCACUGCGGCAACUGGUGGAACACCGACCUCUGUCGGGAGCACAGAGGCUCCAAGGAUGGCAACGGGGCCCUGGCCCUCAACCUGAGCGGCACCGUCAGCCCCAGCGAGGAGUACUGGAGCCGCUAUGUCCUCCACAUCCAAGGCAGCCGGGGCAUCGGCAGCCCCGGGGAGAUUCGCUGGAACCUCUGCCUCUGCCUGCUGCUGGCCUGGGUCAUCGUGUUCCUCUGUAUCCUCAAGGGGGUGAAGUCUUCCGGCAAGGUGGUGUACUUCACGGCCACCUUCCCCUACCUCAUCCUGCUCAUGCUGCUGGUCCGAGGAGUCACCCUCCCGGGGGCCUGGAAGGGCAUCCAGUUCUAUCUCACACCUCAGUUCCACCACCUGCUGUCUUCCAAGGUGUGGAUCGAAGCUGCCCUGCAGAUCUUUUACUCCCUAGGUGUGGGCUUCGGGGGACUCCUUACUUUUGCCUCCUACAACACAUUUCAUCAGAACAUCUACAGAGACACCUUCAUCGUCACUCUGGGCAACGCCAUCACCAGCAUCCUGGCUGGCUUCGCCAUCUUCUCGGUCCUGGGUUACAUGUCUCAGGAGCUGGGUGUGCCUGUGGAUCAAGUCGCCAAAGCAGCGACUCCAGCAGGCCAGUCGGCCGGCCAUGGACUGGGGCCCAUCACUGGAGGAGAACCGGACAGGCAUGUAUGUGGCCACCCUGGCCGGGAGCCAGUCACCCAAGCCGCUGAUGGUGCACAUGCGCAAAUAUGGGGGCAUCACCAGCUUCGAGAACACUGCCAUCGAGGUGGACCGAGAGAUGGCCGAGGAGGAAGAAUCUAUGAUGUGAGGCAGGAGGCAGGUGGGCAGGAGGCCCUGGCCACAGGGGGCAGCUGUGCCCCUGGGUUCUGAGGGGUCCGAGGCUGUGGGAGGUUGCCAUGCUGAUGCUGGUCCCCCAGUGCAAAUCCCUCCUCGUGGCCUCUGCCUCUCCUGAAACUUGUCUGUCUACACACACACACACACACACACCCGCACGCACGCACGCGCACACACACACACACUCCCAUUCAAAGCUGAGGAUGGUUCAGCUCAGCCCCCACUUUGCAGAUGGACGAACUGAGGCCAGGGAGGAGGGACUUGGCCAAGGUCACAUGGCCAGGCCUCCUGACCAGCUAGCUUCCUUUCUCAUGUGGCCACGGGUAUCACCCUGCAUUUUUGUUUAGAAGGGGCUCAGAGCCCCCCUUCUCUGGGGAGCCUGCCUGAUACUUCAAAAAGCCAGAGAUGGCAGGGACACUGGGCUCCAGAGGCCCCUGGCAUUGGGCUUCAGCAAGUCGAGUGGGAGGAGUCCUGUGGGCCACAUGCCAGGGUGACCUCCAGGCUUCCUGAAGGAAGGGGGACUGAGGGCCCAGAAAGUUCAGAGAGAGGAAGAGGGGAGAUGGCCUUGGUGAGGAGUGGACCCAGCCCACAGGUGGAGGUUAGGCUGCUGGUCCCUGCUUCCCCUGAGCAUCUACCGAGGCAUGGAGGCAGGGAGAGGCGGGAGACGUGGGUGUGACAGUGACAGCAGGGUCCCAUGGGGAUGAAGCCUGGUCGGGACAGGGGUCCAGGGACAGUGGGGUGGGCAGGGGUUUGCAUGAUCUGGUUAGGCUGUAGGUAAAAUAUAUUUGGGUCAGGGCCAGGCACAGGGUGGAGGCGGGAGACCUGCAGAAGGCAGGCAAGAGGGGCUGGUGGCCAGAGCUAGGUUUGGGAGGGGGGAAGAAAGGAGGACCCCCACUCUCCCUUCUGAGAAAGGUUCACAGCUUCCCUCACUGGACCCCCAUGCUCCCGAGUGCAGGGAGCCCAGCGUACAAUUCAGGCAUGAGAGGGAGCCAGACCCAUGCCAUCUGCAGAGGCUGGAACUGGGGGACACAGUCAGGAACAGGGCUCCCCUCUCUUCCCUUCUCCUUCAUCCUGGUGGCCCUCACUGUGCCCUCUGGCUCCAGCCACUGCUGGGAAAUUGGCGGUGGGUGACCAGGACACUGAUUGCUGGGAGAUGGUCCACCGUGUGGCCGUCUGGUCCUGAGGCUGCCACUGCUCCUGGACGUGGGCCCUUGGAGGUGGGCAUGAGGACAGACGCAGAGCACAGGGGCCGCUGACAGCCCCGGCCUGUGGCAGAGCCCUGGCACCUUCCGCCCCGGGCAGGCCACCGGCGGGCUGGUCCUGGAUCCCUGCUUCCCUGGGAGCAGGCGAGCGAACAGCUGCGCCAUCUGCACGUGCGUGGCCAGGUCUCCGGCUCCUGGUGUCUCCCCAGCCCAUCUGUGUCCUGUUGGCUUAUUGUUAAUAAACACCGGUGAGAUCACCCUCCUUGGCCUGUCUCCUGCCGCCGAGCGCCCUGAGGCGGGCAGCACAGGGCAUGCUGGUCCCACUGGGCACACUGGGACCCGAGCCUCCUUUCUGGUCUCUGCCAUUUCUCCAUGGCAGUGGGGGAAGAGGAGGUGGGGAAGGAU
This is a messenger RNA of Condylura cristata (star-nosed mole), 3034 nucleotides long. It is a transcript of the gene SLC6A7, whose product is annotated as solute carrier family 6 (neurotransmitter transporter), member 7. Gene Ontology annotation, biological process: sodium ion transmembrane transport. Gene Ontology annotation, cellular component: membrane. The transcript has 9 exons. Bases 105 to 1463 code for a protein of 452 amino acids. NCBI's taxonomy places the organism in Eukaryota, Metazoa, Chordata, Mammalia, Eulipotyphla, Talpidae. Gene Ontology annotation, molecular function: L-proline transmembrane transporter activity. The record is from RefSeq and is a predicted model, not a curated record.